Molecule: messenger RNA, 2156 nt
Organism: Gryllus bimaculatus (two-spotted cricket)
Lineage: Eukaryota; Metazoa; Arthropoda; Insecta; Orthoptera; Gryllidae
Source: the annotation of a GenBank genome assembly
AGUAUAUUAUAUUAUACUCGGUAUCAGCAACGCCCUCUACAAUACAGAGGGCGCUGAUAUACGCAGAUGCUUAGUUGUCGAUUUUUUGAAAUCAUCGAAAGAACUCUCGAUUUUCACAUACGAAGUCAUACAUACAUAUAUAUUUAUAUAACUUUCGAAUUUGCAUUUCAUAUCUUUUAAAAUUAUCAGUAAAUUAAAUACAAUAUUUUAAUUUUUUCAUCUUAUUUUGAAUAAAUCAGAGUUCUAUCCUCCAUCAAAUUUGUAUUACAACGAAAGGUUGCGACUUAAGUAGUUCACUUUCGUUCAGUUCAGGAAUCGGAAGUCUUUCUGUCGACACCAAGAUGUCGUUCAAAAGGUUUGUGGAAGCAGGGCGCAUUGCUUUCAUAGUAAAUGGGCCCAAGAAAGGCAAGCUGUGCACCAUUGUGGAUGUCAUUGAUCAGACCCGGGUUUUGGUGGAUGGACCAUUAACUGGAGUGGAAAGACAAGCGGUCCGCAUUAAUCAAAUCAACUUGACGAAGUUCUGUUUGAAAUUCCCUCGUGGUUGUAGAACUGCAACUGUCCGAAAAGCAUGGAAAGAUGCUAAAAUUCAAGAACAAUGGGAAAAGAGUAGCUGGGCAAAAAGCUUAGUGAACAAGAGGAAGCGUUUGGCAAUGACGGAUUUUGAUAGAUUUAAGCUAAGGAAAGCUGUAUCUGUGAGAAAUAGGAUUCGUUCAAAUGAAUUCUUUGUAUUAAGGAAGUUUGCCUACCGGAAGCAUGCAUUGUAUGGUAUGAAGAAGGCAAAGAAGACGGAACAGAUGAGAGAGAGUGCCAAAAAGAAGGCAAUAGCCAGAGCAAAGGCACGAGCAGUUAUCAAGGCAAGAUGGGCUGCCAAGGGAAUUACAGCAGUUUUCAAGAGGACUCUUGCAAGACCAGCCUUAUUUCCACCCAUGCAAAAGAAGCCUUCUGACAGUGCUAGCAAACCUACUGGUAAAACACCACAGAAACCGAAGGAGAAGGCAGCAGCCAAAAAGUAAAAUUUUCUACAAUAAGAAAUGUUGAUGUAAAUAAAAAAGUUGAAAAGAUUUGAUUCGUUUUUUCUUUAAAUUUUCAUUUAAAUAUUCCUGAUAUGGAAAGAACCCUACUUAACAACUUUGUAUUCCUAUGCUGAUUAAGUUCCAUUUGCUAGAGCAUACAUCCUUGUUUCUAAGAAUGUCCAAACAAUGGUUGACAAUUGCUUGCAGAAAGGCAACUAACAAAUUGGGUUUGUUGAGAAUUAAGGUUGCUAUAGGAGCCUUGAAGGCUGUCAACAUGCUACAUUGCAUGACCAGAGUUGAUUAAUUUGAGAAUGGUUACUGGUUUAUCAGAUGACAAUAGUUCAGAUGAUAGUGUAGAAAACCUGCAUUCUAGCUUUGAUGCAAAUGAUGUGGAACAAAUCUGUGAAGCCAUAUUCACACUUAUUCCUGAAGUGUCUCGUUUAAAAGAACUUUUUCUAUGUUGGAGUUUACUUGAUGCUAAAGCCAGGGCAGAAGUAGAUGCUCAAGUGUGCAAAUGGGGUUCCCCAGAGCGAGUACAGCUUUAUAAACCCCUCAAAGAAGCUCUGCGGCGAUGGGAACUAUUGCAAGACACUCAGGGUGAGGAAGUGAAAGGAUGCUAGUGAAAUAUUUGAAUGUCUCCCUUUGAAAGAAGUAAGGGUUUACCCAAGUAAAAUUGCAUCACCAGAACUUAACAUUUGAUAAUGUAAUUAGGACAAACUGUUUUUGUAGAAGUAUGAUAUGCUAUUCAUUGUUAGAUUCUUUUCCAACAAAAUACACACAACACUACAAUCUAAUUCACUCAAUCUCAAACUGCAGAUCAACCUGCAAUGUUCUCUAUCCCAUACCCUCUCCACCAAUAACCAUCAUUUUGCCAGUAGACUGAAAUUGUCGUCUAACAAUAUAUGCCCCAAACUAUUUGGUAUAUAAAUCUUAAUAAUUCAUCUUGAAUGAAGCAUCUUCAAUGUGUCAGACUGUUGUGGAACCAGAACAAAGUUUAUACUUUGGUUAAAUCUAAGGACCAUGAAUCAAGAGUUUACAUGAGAAACCUGCUUCAAUUAUUGGCUGCAACAGAGCUAUCCCUGUAAUGAGUAAUAAGCCUUUAGGAUAUCUGUUAAAACAGUGAUUCAAUCUUUUUGUAAAUAU